AUGGCAGGAACAAGGCUGGUGGUUAUCAGCGGGCCCUCAGGUGCUGGGAAAAGCACUCUAAUCAAAAAACUACUCGAAGGGUUCGAUGACGUCUUCGAACGCAGGGUCCCCCAUACGACACGAAAACCCCGUUCAGGAGAGGAGAAUGGAAAAGACUAUCACUUUGUGAGCAGGGAGGACAUGCAGGCUGCAAUCGCUAGAGGAGAGUUCAUCGAGAGCGCAGAAUUCUCAGGGAACAUGUACGGAACAAGUAAAGCUGUGGUCCAGGCUAUUCUGGACAAGAACCUGAUUUGCAUUAUGGAAACGGGCACACAGGGAGUGAAGAACAUGAAGAAAACUGAUUACAAAACCAUCUACAUCGACAUCCAACCUCCAUCCAUAGCAGUGCUGGAGAAGAGGUUAAGGGCCAGAAAGACCGAGACUGAGGAGAGUUUACAGAAGCGACUCGAGGCUGCAUGCGUGGACAUAGAGUUCAGUAAAGAGGCAGGUCAGUUCGACGUGGUGAUCGUUAACGAUGAUCUGGACGAAGCGUACGAGAAAUUAAAAUCGGCUCUGCUCCAGGAAAUCCAAAAGGUGAAAAACACCAAAGCCUGAGGGUCCAACAUCAAAGAGCAGCACUCCAAGACACCAACAUUCCACACACACACACACACACACACUGUGCUUACACACUCCUCUCCCCCACACGAGGCUGAUCUGAAUGAAUUAAAAAAUAGUAAAAUAUUAUGCAAUAUAUUUAACAAUACAAUUCCAUAUAUAGGAAACUAGUGCUUUUAUUUAUUAAUAUAGUGCAAUAUGAAUGGACCAUGUUUGGAUAUAUACUGUAGCCUAUAUAUUGCAAUGAAGACAAAAACCAUUAUAAUUAUGUUUAUAAUUGUUUUAUUGAAACAUUAUUGAAACUUUAUGAAUGUUUAAUUAUUCUACACACACUUUAUCGGUGUGCUCUGAUUAAUGCCUAUUUUGUUCAAAUGAGAUUUAGCCGUUUUCUACAUCUAUUACCUGCCAACUACCAACCAAUUUCAAAUCUUCCGCUACUCUUAAAAAUACUUGAAAAAGUUGUUGCUGUUCAACUACAGUCCUAUUUGUCAUCUCAUAAUCUGUAUGAAUGUUUCCAAUCUGGUUUUCACUCUUACCACAGUACCGAGACAGCGCUUCUUAAGGUUGUCAAUGACCUUCUUAUGGCCUCUGAUGCUGGCUCUGUUAGCAUUUUGAUUCUGUUAGAUCUUUUUUCUGCAUUUGAUACUAUCUAUCACAGUAUUCUCAUUUCACGACUCUCUGCUCUUGGUAUCUCUGGAACUGCCUUAUCCUGGUUCGCUUCUUAUCUGUCUGACCGUCAACACUAUAUUACUACCUGCCAAUCCGCCGUCUAAAUCCUCUACCGCUCCUGUUUCUCAUGGUGCUCCACAGGGUUCUGUCCUUGGCCCAAUACUGUUCAUUAUCUACAUGCUUCCUUUAGGUAAAAUCAUUCGCCGUCAUGGUUUCAAUUCCCACUGUUACGCAGACGACACUCAACUUUAUAUCAGUUUUUGACACUAUACAUCCUAUAGAUACAUAUAACAUCCCUUUCCCACUAACUCUGUUUCUGCUUGUGUUGAUGACAUAAAUGCCUGGAUGACCAGUAACCUUCUCAAGCUCAAUACUGAUAAAACAGAUUUUUUACUUGUUGAUUCACCUAAAACCGUUGCUUCUUUCUGUACUGAUACUGUUAACAUUUCCGGGACCUUGGUUAGACCUUCCACCACGUAACAAAUCUGGGUAUAAUUUUUGACUCCCAUCUUUCCUUUCUACCUCACAUUUCUUCAUUUACUAAAUCUGCCUUCUAUCACCUCCGUAAUAUAGCUCGUCUACGGCCCUUCUUAGACACCAAGGAUGCUGAGACACUGGUUCACGCUUUCAUUACUUCUCGACUUGACUACUGUAAUUCUCUUUUCUAUAGUCUAACAAAUACAACAUUAAACCUCACUUAUUCAAAGAAAUCCUCACACAUCACUCCCAUCCUACACAAACUACAUUGGCUACCUGUUCGCUCCCGCAUUCAAUACAAGAUUCUCCUUAUCACCUUCAAAGCACUCCAUGGUCUUGCCCUCCUUUAUAUUUCGGAUCUUAUUCAUACUUACUCCCCUGUUCGCACACUCCGAUCUGCAGAAGAUGGUCUACUGUUAAUUUCUCGCCAUAGACUAGCAUCAUUUGGAGGACGUGCAUUUAGUAUUUCUGCCCCUACAUCCUGGAAUUUUAUUCCCAAACACAUCCGUGAUCUUUCUUCACUACAGGAUUUUAAAACCCACCUUAAAACAUAUCUUUUCCCGUCCUGUUUUCCCAAUCUUGGAAUAUGUGAUUAAAUAAAUGCUACGGGUUUCAUGUUUAUCUGUGUUUUGUUUUUGUUGUUUUUCAGAUGUCUCUUUCUAUAUAUAAAUAUUUCUGUUAUUG
Messenger RNA from Clarias gariepinus (North African catfish), 2427 nucleotides. RefSeq names its product guanylate kinase-like. Lineage: Eukaryota; Metazoa; Chordata; Actinopteri; Siluriformes; Clariidae. The record is from RefSeq and is a predicted model, not a curated record. Gene Ontology annotation, cellular component: cytosol. Bases 1 to 594 code for a protein of 197 amino acids. Gene Ontology annotation, molecular function: GMP kinase activity. The transcript is spliced from 7 exons. Gene Ontology annotation, biological process: purine nucleotide metabolic process.